Molecule: messenger RNA, 1318 nt
Organism: Lasiosphaeria miniovina
Lineage: Eukaryota; Fungi; Ascomycota; Sordariomycetes; Sordariales; Lasiosphaeriaceae
Exons: 1
Coding region: 332-1183 (283 amino acids)
Source: RefSeq, a predicted model, not a curated record
GCUCUUGCUGGGCGACGGGAGGAUCGAGGCCGAGCGGCGUGUGUACGUACCUACUGAGCUCGUGUGCUGCUGUGUGUACGUACCUACUGAGCUUGUGUGCUGCUGUGUGUACUAUGUAGGAUGCGACGCACCGGGUCGCCGAGUCGGAUCGGCGCCGGGGUGCUCUCGAGGCAAGCCGCCUCGCCUGCAUGGUGUGGGCUCUGGAUAAGCCUCGAGUGCGCAAGAAACCAGGCGAGCGAGGGCCGAUCACCGCGGGCCAAGAAGGUGAUCGGUGGAAAGCGGCCGUUGUGGCCGAGCUCGAAUGCCAUUGUGACGAGAGCCAUUCGUGGCGAUGGCCAUAUUAGCUGUGUCGAGGUUGAUGGUGAGUGACGGUGGUGAUGAUGUCGGAGGCAUUUCGUUCCGCAUUUCUGUGCCUGAGACUCGGAUGGCGCAAAGGGCCGCAAAGGGCUGCAUUAGACUCGACUCGACUCAACGGCGACGUCAGGCAAGGCCUGGAUGGCAGUCUAGAGGCGGCGCAGCAUCGCUGGCAGCAAAAGGCAUCCCAGAUGCGAAACGAUGGGGCAGCGACUUCUCGUCGUCCGAAUUGGCUAAGCGACUUUGGUGUGCACUGUGGGUGGAUUGGAUUGGACAUGGCGGGGCAGUCCCAGACACGAGCAGGAGAGAAGGGGCCUGCGACGUCAACUUUCACGGGGUGCCUGUCCGGCCGGAGUGUGUCCCCUGCACAGGCUGGCUGUCAGCUGCCGCGGGGUGGUUUUGGGGGGCUCUGCAACUGUUCCCAGCUGGUCCGGAGCUGUCAACGUUCAUCAAGGCAGGCACGACAGGAAAGCAAGCUCGCCGCUACUGCGGGCGGGAAGAAACCCCCCCACCGCCCCUGCGCUGGGGCUUGGUCUGUGCUCCACCUGUGACGUCCAAACGCCCAUCCCCAGGGGCCGCCUCCACCUCAGGGGAAUUGGAGAGAUUUGAGGUGCCUGGAACUGCAACGCUCCGGUUUCUUGUUUCGAGUCGCCUUACAACCUCCACCGCACCGCGCACACGGUCCGCAAGACGAGCUCUUGUUUCCGCCCUACGCGGUGGGAAAUCCGCGCUAUCCUUCUUUCGCUUGCUCAUCAUCUCAAGUGCAACUCGGCGGUGUUUUGGUGAUCACGCACGCCCAACCGAUCAUGCAGCACUGCACUGCGGAUAGUUCGGACCGUUUAGCUGUGUCGUCUGUCUUGUGUUCGGGCUUUUCUGGUUAGAUGCCAGGAACUUCUUUCAAUAUCUCGGGCAGGGACGAAUGCUAGAUAUCGAGGCUGUCCGCCCGUCGGCUUUGUUGGGUAUU